UCGCAACCGAUCCCACAUCAGAAUCAGCGAAGAUGGUGCUAGCGGAAUUACAAGGGAGAAUCUCCCGUGCUCUGCAGCAGAUGAGCAAUGCCACCGUGAUCGACGAGAAGGUCCUCAACGACUGCCUCAACGAGAUCACACGCGCUCUCCUCCAAUCCGAUGUGCAGUUCAAGCUCGUCCGCGACAUGCAGACCAAUAUCAAGAAGAUUGUCAAUUUGGAAGAUGUCGCUGCUGGUCACAACAAGCGUAGGAUCAUCCAGAAUGCUAUUUCUAAUGAACUCUGCAGAAUGCUUGAUCCAGGAAAACCCUCCUUCACUCCCAAUAAAGGGAAACCCAAUGUUGUUAUGUUUGUCGGUUUGCAAGGGUCCGGAAAGACUACAACUUGCACCAAAUAUGCAUAUCAUCAUCAGAAGAAAGGUUGGAAACCUGCACUGGUAUGCGCGGAUACUUUCCGAGCUGGUGCAUUUGAUCAGUUGAAGCAGAAUGCCACCAAGGCGAAGAUUCCAUUCUACGGAAGCUAUACGGAAUCCGACCCUGUGAAAAUUGCAGUGGAAGGAGUGGAGACUUUUAAGAAGGAGAAUUGUGAUCUUAUAAUUGUUGAUACUAGUGGACGUCAUAAACAGGAAGCUGCUCUUUUCGAAGAGAUGCGUCAGGUGGCAGAAGCGACAAAGCCUGAUCUUGUUAUAUUUGUAAUGGAUAGCAGUAUUGGUCAAGCUGCGUUUGAUCAAGCUCAAGCAUUUAAGCAAAGCGCGGCAGUUGGAGCUGUUAUUGUUACCAAAAUGGAUGGUCAUGCAAAGGGAGGUGGUGCCCUUAGUGCUGUUGCAGCAACAAAGAGUCCUGUUAUAUUUAUCGGAACAGGAGAGCAUAUGGAUGAGUUUGAAGUUUUCGAUGUUAAACGGUUUGUGAGUCGUCUCUUAGGCCUCGGUGACUUGUCUGGAUUCAUGGACAAGAUUCAGGAAGUUGCUCCUAAACUGGAGAAACAGACAGAGCUUCUGCAGAAACUUUCAGAAGGGACAGUCACGUUGAGGUUUAUGUUUGAGCAGGUUCAGAACAUGCUUCAAAUGGGUCCGCUAAGCCAGCUUACUUCGAUGCUUCCAGGUGCUGAUCAGUUCAUGCCGAAAGGUAACGAUAAGGAAAGCCAGGCCAAAAUCAAGAGGUACAUGACCAUGAUGGACUCAAUCACAGAUGAAGAGCUCGACGGCACAAAUACUAAACUCAUGACUGAGUCUCGUAUAGUGCGAAUAGCACGAGGAUCUGGUCGUCUAGUAAGCGAAGUGAUGGAGAUGCUUGGAGAAUACAAGCGCCUUGCUAAGAUAUGGAGCAAAAUGAAAGGAGUUAUGAUUCCUAAGAAGCCUAACGACAUAAAUCUACAGAAUAUGAGCAAAGUCCUACAUCCACAGAUGUUGAAGACGAUGGGUGGCAUACAGAACUUGAUGAAGCAAGCGAGUUCAAUGGGAAUGCUCGGAGGCAUGGACAAGAAAUAG
Messenger RNA from Fragaria vesca subsp. vesca, 1484 nucleotides. RefSeq names its product signal recognition particle 54 kDa protein 2-like. Lineage: Eukaryota; Viridiplantae; Streptophyta; Magnoliopsida; Rosales; Rosaceae. Gene Ontology annotation, molecular function: GTP binding; GTPase activity; 7S RNA binding. The record is from RefSeq and is a predicted model, not a curated record. The transcript has 2 exons. Gene Ontology annotation, cellular component: cytosol; signal recognition particle, endoplasmic reticulum targeting. Bases 33 to 1484 code for a protein of 483 amino acids. Gene Ontology annotation, biological process: SRP-dependent cotranslational protein targeting to membrane; SRP-dependent cotranslational protein targeting to membrane, translocation.